AUUUGGACGUGCACGUACCUGUCCUCCUAACCGUAGUUGGACGCUUUACAGGACGAUGGAGUGGAGGCGGGGGGGCCUCCACAUGGGACCAGGGGCACGAUGGGUUGGUUAUUCUUGUUCUCCCUUACCGCAGUGGAACCUCUCGUCGCCCCUCCAGAUGCAAUUCCACAGGCACUCCGUCCUGGUUGCGAUAAAUAUGUCCAUGCUCUGAUUCAUCCUGCUGCACGCAGGAGGAGAAACGUGCGCAGCGGUCACGGUCCCCCCGAGAAUACCGAGAAUACAGGACAUCAAGAAUGGAACGGAAUGAGAACCCGCUAGUAGUGGUGCCAAAAAGAACUUCUCCCGUCCCCCACCCAAUAAAAGCCCGCUUACUCUUAUCAGGAGAUAAGCGUGAUUCGAAUCCCCGUGGUGGUUAUCUGAGGGCGGCACAAAGGAAAGGAAAGGGAAAAAAAGACCGCCCUGAUUAAAGAUUAAAGAUCCACCGUCUCUGAUACUCAAGCUUCGCG
This is a messenger RNA of Guyanagaster necrorhizus, 506 nucleotides long. RefSeq lists its product as uncharacterized. The transcript has a single exon. Bases 100 to 318 code for a protein of 72 amino acids. NCBI's taxonomy places the organism in Eukaryota, Fungi, Basidiomycota, Agaricomycetes, Agaricales, Physalacriaceae. The record is from RefSeq and is a predicted model, not a curated record.